CGGAGAGGAGGUGCAGCGGAGCAGGUCGCCGACAUGGCUAAAGAAGGAGCAGAUAUGACAGAGGAGACCGAGCACAUGAUAGACAAGAAUCUGGGAAAAGAGGGAGACAACGUGGAGUCCUCAGCUCACGCCAAAGAGAUGCGAGCGGUGAUGCUGGCAGGUUUCGGAGGUCUCAACAAACUCAGGGUAACCAAGAAGACGAUGCCCGAGCCUCAGGAGGGUGAAGUGAAAAUCCGCGUCAAAGCAUGUGGGUUGAACUUCCUGGACCUGAUGGUGCGCCAGGGGACCAUCGACAAUCCUCCGAAACCUCCUCUUGUCCCUGGAUUUGAAUGUUCUGGAAUAGUGGAGUCGGUGGGUGAGAACACCAAGGGAUUUGAGAUAGGGGACAGAGUCAUGGCUUUUGUGAAUUACAAUGCCUGGGCAGAAGUGGUGUGCACACCGGUGGAUUUUGUCUACAAGAUGCCAGAUGAAAUGACUUUUCCCGAGGCCGCAGCCUUCUCCCUGAACUUUGUGGCUGCAUACAUGAUGCUAUUUGAGGUUGCCAAUCUGCGAGAGGGGAUGUCAGUAUUGGUCCACUCAGCAGGAGGUGGUGUAGGUCAAGCUGUGGCACAGCUUUGCUCCACUGUCCCCAGCGUCACUGUGUUUGGGAUUGCCUCAUGUUUCAAACAUGUAGCCAUCAGAGACUCUGUGACCCACCUCUUUGACAGAAAUACGGAUUAUGUACAAGAAGUCAAAAAGCUCUCUCCAGAGGGAGUGGACAUUGUGUUGGACUGCCUGUGUGGAGAGAACACAGGGAAAGGCCUGGGUUUGCUGAAGCCACUUGGAACAUACAUCCUCUAUGGCGCAUCAAACAUGGUAACUGGGGAAACAAAGAGUUUCUUCAGCUUUGCAAAAUCUUGGUGGCAGGUGGAGAAGGUCAACCCUAUUAAACUCUAUGAGGAGAACAAAGUCAUAGCGGGCUUCUCGCUGCUCAACCUCCUCUUCAAGCAGGGGAGAUGCAAUCUUGUGAAGACAGUGAUGGAAAAACUCUUGACUCUUUACAACCAAAAGAAGAUCAAACCAGUGGUGGACUCCCUCUGGGCGCUGGAGGAGGUAAAAGAGGCCAUGCAGAGGAUUCAUGACCGAGGCAAUAUAGGAAAACUCAUUCUGGAUGUUGAGAAGUCUCCUACGCCACUGAUGGCUAGUGACAGCACAGAGACGAGCGAAGCAGGUGAGGAAGAGGAGGAGCCUGAGGGAGACAACGACAACAAGGAGCGUAUGCCUUUCAUCCACUAGACCCGGCCCCCGAGCUGCAGCAUGCCUGUCUAGAGACUGGAGACUGAACUUCUACACAGAUUCACCACAGAGGAUCACGAGUACACACGAGUAUUGUGCAGUAUGUAUGCAUAGACGUGCAUGUGUCUGUUGUCUGUUGUCUGUUGUUUUCUCAGUUUAUCGGUCAGGUAAAAUGUGUGAGUUUGUGAAGACUGAUAGAACACCCAACUUUAUAUUCGUCAAAAUAGCCAGUCGACAUAAGUGCCAUUCUCAACAUAGUAUUAUCAAGUAAGUGAUGUGACGCUAACUAACAGUGGAAAUAAGCAUGUGUCCAUUUUACAGCUUGUUUAAGGUGUCUGCAAAUUGCUCGUUUUGUUUAUCACUUUGAAUUUGCGACAAUUUAUUUAAUUAGCCGUGGACUAAACAAGCAUGCAAAAGAGUUGAAUUGCAGUUACUAAUUUAAAAUUCAACAAAAAAAUAAAUAAAAGUUCCAUGGGGUUGCUUUGGAGAAAUAUUCCAGCGUUUUGGGCGAAACACCCUUUUAUUUUGCCCAAAAUGUUGGAGAAUUCCUUUUAGAAGAGUGACCCUUAAAGAGAAAGUAUAUGUGUUUUAGAAUAAGCUUAUGCUGACUUAAUGGUUCACUGGAAAUGAAAAAGAGUAUGCUGCUCUCCCUUGUGCUGUCCUGUUUUGCCAGUAUAGUAUUUAGCAGCAAUUUUAAAGUUUGAGGAAAUCAGUUCAAGGUUUCCCUACAUUUGGCCAUGAGAGUGAAUCAAAACUGGAAAAAUAAAACACUGCUUUCUCUCGCUUCCUCAUGCUGCCUUUGCAUAGUAUGAGCCAGGGGAGUCAGGCUAUAAAUCUGUGUAGAUAUCUGCAUAUGUACUCUAUUCCUGGGUCUCAACAUUUUAUUAUUAUGGGAUCACCAGUGCCUUUGAGCUACAAAGUCCACACCACACGCAGCUUUUUGAUAUUUGAAAUAUAUCCACUCCGCAGGCAUUCCUCAUCUGAGGUUCAGACGAAAAAAGAAAACAAAAACAUGUAUUUUUAGCUGCCAGGGGAAGAUGAAAAACUGAUGCGCUUCCUUCAAAUCAUCGAAAAACUCCAACAUGUUUAGACAAAGUAAAGAUAUGUCUUCAUUAUGGGAAAGUAGACAUAUUUUUCCAGUAAGAUUUAAUUCAAGAAAUUUUGAUAUUUCAGCUGGCAUUAUUGUAUGUGACAGCUUGCAUUUUUAUAUUUGCCUUCAGGCAGCAACAUUUGUAAUGUCUGCUGACACAAGGGCAAAAUGACUGUAUUUUGAAUUAUAAUAGGUGAAGAAAGUUCUGAAAAGCUCCAUUUCCACCUCCAAGUCAAAAUCACAUGGAGCAUGAUUAUGUAGACGUAACAAAAAAAAAAAAAAAAGUAGAAUCCACAGUUUAAUGCAUCAAAUCAAAUUCUAGAUUAUCCUACAGGAGAAAAAAAGACAAAAGUGAUGAGUCAGAGUGUAUGGAGUGCUUUCCGUGUCUGUACAGUGUCAUGUUUACCUGCUGGUGCCUCUCAAUAUAAGUGCCAUACGACUCCAAGAUAUUUUUUAAUGACUGGUGCAUAAAGGCGCGACAUGCUGGUGUUGAGUAAAGUUAUUUGUUACAUUCACAAAGUCAGUGUGUGCUGUCCUCUGCAUGACUCCAAAUCUCCAAGGAGUUUCGUCAAAUGCUGGAAAAAAACAAACAAACAAACAAAAAAA
Myripristis murdjan (pinecone soldierfish) is the source of this 2971-nucleotide messenger RNA. RefSeq names its product vesicle amine transport 1-like (gene vat1l). The record is from RefSeq and is a predicted model, not a curated record. The coding region runs from base 34 to 1275 and encodes 413 amino acids. Gene Ontology annotation, molecular function: zinc ion binding; oxidoreductase activity. The transcript has 9 exons. NCBI's taxonomy places the organism in Eukaryota, Metazoa, Chordata, Actinopteri, Holocentriformes, Holocentridae.